AUGGCUUCUGAUCUCAAGAGACCAGGUGAAGAGGAUGUCACACCAGAUGCUCCUGUGAUGGAAAAGAAACUCCGGCUGCAAUCAAUGGACCAUGGUGUCGGAAGUGAACCAGUUUCAACUUUAGAGAUCAUUCCAACAGAGGAUUACAGGAAGUAUAAGGAUCAACGUUAUAAAAUCAAAGGUGAUGAGUUACACGGUACCCAGAUGACGACAGAAUUUGAAGAAGAACUAUCUCAAAUGGAGCAUGAAUUUGCUGCAACACAGGAACAUGACGUUAUGUAUGCGCGAGAACCACUGCCGGAGGAUUUCUCUUCCAAGGCUUAUGAUAUCUCCUUCCAGCAAUUGGAUGCUGAGCAGAGUACUCUGACGGGGUUUAAAGAUGAAAACACAUCCACUAUAGUUCGAUUCUUUGGGGUAACCAAUGAUGGUCAUUCAAUUCUUUGUAACGUCACUGGCUUCAAGCAUUACUUGUAUGUUCCUGCGCCAAACGCAGGGGAAGCUCUAGAUCCUCACCAAUUAGACGAUUUUGUCAAGUAUCUAAGGGAAAACUACGACAAUGCAGUAGAUAAGAUAGAGUUGGUACCAAAGCAAUCAAUAUGGGGAUAUUCAGGCGAUUCCAAACUACCGUUUUACAAGAUUUAUGUGACUCACCCAAACUUUGUUAAUAAGCUUAGAACGGCUUUCGAGAAAGGCCAUCUAAGUUAUAAAUCAUGGUUCGGUACUGGAACAACGACCUACGACAACAUUGCUUACACUUUAAGGCUCAUGAUAGAUUGUGGUAUUGUCGGUAUGUCGUGGAUAACUUUACCAAAAAAUAAGUACCAAUUGAUCCCAGAAAAUGAAAGAGUGUCGUCGUGCCAAAUAGAGGUUCGCAUUAACUACCGGGAUCUGGUGGCCCACCCUGCAGAAGGUGAAUGGUCACAUUCUGGUCCACUUCGCAUCUUAUCCUUUGAUAUAGAAUGUGCUGGAAGAGUGGGAGUUUUCCCUGAGCCACAGCAUGAUCCAGUCAUUCAAAUUGCAAAUGUCAUGAGUAUUGCUGGUGCCAAAAAGCCGUUUGUGCGGAAUGUCUUCACUGUAGGUAGCUGCGCGGCUAUCACAGGUUCACAAGUUUUCCCUCAUGAUUCAGAAGAAGACAUGCUAAAGCACUGGCGUGAUUUCGUGGUUGCUGCAGAUCCCGAUGUCAUUAUCGGGUACAAUACAUCGAAUUUUGAUUUCCCAUACCUUAUCGAUCGUGCAAAAGCUCUGAAAAUUGAAACAUUCCCUUACUUUGGUAGACUAAAGUUUGUCAAGCAGGAAGUCAAGGAAGCAAUAUUUUCGUCAAAGGCAUACGGUACCAGAGAAUCUAAAAAUGUCAACAUUGAUGGUCGUUUACAGCUGGAUCUUUUACAGUUUGUGCAAAGAGAGUACAAAUUGAGAUCUUACACUUUGAACGCUGUUUCUGCCCAUUUUCUAGGUGAACAGAAAGAAGACGUGCACUAUAGUAUUAUUACAAGUUUACAAAAUGGUGACAGCGAAACAAGAAGAAGGCUGGCUGUCUACUGUUUGAAGGAUGCAUAUCUUCCACUGAGACUAAUGGAAAAGCUGAUGGCGCUUGUCAAUUAUACAGAAAUGGCCCGUGUCACAGGUGUUCCGUUCUCUUACUUAUUGAGUCGUGGUCAGCAGAUCAAGGUUGUCUCUCAAUUGUUCCGCAAAUGUAUGGAGAUUGAAACAGUGAUCCCCAACAUGCAGUCUCAAGGAUCAGACGAGCAAUAUGAAGGUGCUACAGUUAUCGAGCCUAUUCGAGGGUAUUAUGAUAUACCGAUUGCUACCCUGGAUUUCAACUCCCUGUAUCCCAGUAUUAUGAUGGCUCACAACCUAUGCUAUACUACCUUGUGCAACAAGGCUACCGUCGAUAGGAUGAAGUUAAAGCAAGAGGAGGAUUAUAUAAUAACACCCAACGGUGACUAUUUUGUGACUUCUAAACUGAGACGUGGUAUUCUACCUAUUAUUCUGGAUGAAUUGAUUAGUGCAAGAAAGCGUGCUAAAAAGGAUCUUAAGAAUGAAAAGGAUCCUUUCAAAAGGGAUGUGCUUAAUGGUAGACAACUGGCCUUGAAAAUUUCCGCAAAUUCUGUCUAUGGGUUCACAGGUGCAACAGUUGGUAAGUUACCGUGUCUGGCCAUCUCAUCUUCCGUUACCUCAUUUGGUCGUGAGAUGAUUAUGUUGACCAAGAAAUCUGUCGAGGAGAAAUACUGUGUCAAAAAUGGAUUCAAACACGACGCAGUAGUGGUAUAUGGUGAUACAGAUUCUGUCAUGGUCAAGUUUGGGACCAAUGAUUUGAAGGAAGCGAUGGAUCUAGGUGCUGAAGCUGCCGCAUAUGUCUCUACAUUAUUCAAGCAUCCAAUCAACUUGGAGUUUGAAAAAGCGUAUUUCCCAUUUUUGCUGAUUAACAAGAAGAGAUACGCAGGUCUUUUCUGGACUAGUCCUGAGAAAUAUGAUAAGUUGGAUCAAAAAGGUCUUGCUUCUGUCCGGAGAGACUCUUGUCCUUUAGUCUCCAUUGUUAUGAACAAAGUAUUGAAACGAAUAUUAAUUCAAAGAGAUGUGGAUGGAGCACUUGCCUUUGUCAAGAAAACGAUUGAUGAUAUUUUGCAUAACAGAGCUGACAUAUCCAAACUGAUAAUAUCGAAGACACUGGCUCCUAAUUAUACGAAUCCUCAACCGCAUGCAGUCUUGACAGAAAGAAUGAAAAAAAGAGAUGGUGUCGGUCCAAACGUUGGUGAUCGUGUUGAUUAUGUGAUCAUGGGCGGUAACGAUAAGCUUUAUAACAGGGCGGAAGAUCCGUUGUACGUUCUAGAGCAUAAUAUCCAGAUUGAUUCACGAUAUUAUCUGACGAAUCAACUGCAGAAUCCCCUUAUCAGUAUUAUUGCCCCAAUUAUUGGUGAAAAACAGGCAAACGCCAUGUUUGUGGUGAAGUCGAUCAAGAUCAAUACCGGUGAGAUGAAAGGUGGUUUGAUGGGAUUUAUCAAGAAAGUCGAUUCAUGUAAGAGCUGCAGAAGCCCUCUUAGAUCAGGCGAAGGUCCUUUAUGUUCCAAAUGUAGUGUAAGAUCCGGAGAGCUAUACAUCAAGGCACUAUACAAUGUUAGAGAUCUUGAAGAGAAAUUUGCACGUUUAUGGACCCAAUGCCAAAGGUGCGCUGGUACUUUACACAAUGAAGUUCUCUGCUCAAACAAAAAUUGUGAUAUCUUCUACAUGCGAGUUAAAAUGAAGAAGGAAUUACAAGAAAGCGUUGAUCAACUAAGUAAAUGGUGA
This is a messenger RNA of Torulaspora delbrueckii, 3285 nucleotides long. It is a transcript of the gene POL3, whose product is annotated as DNA-directed DNA polymerase delta POL3. Gene Ontology annotation, biological process: DNA replication proofreading; nucleotide-excision repair, DNA gap filling; base-excision repair, gap-filling. Gene Ontology annotation, cellular component: delta DNA polymerase complex. The transcript has a single exon. Lineage: Eukaryota; Fungi; Ascomycota; Saccharomycetes; Saccharomycetales; Saccharomycetaceae. The record is from RefSeq and is a predicted model, not a curated record. The coding region runs from base 1 to 3285 and encodes 1094 amino acids. Gene Ontology annotation, molecular function: DNA binding; nucleotide binding; DNA-directed DNA polymerase activity.